This is a messenger RNA of Grosmannia clavigera kw1407, 297 nucleotides long. RefSeq lists its product as uncharacterized. Lineage: Eukaryota; Fungi; Ascomycota; Sordariomycetes; Ophiostomatales; Ophiostomataceae. The coding region runs from base 1 to 297 and encodes 98 amino acids. The transcript has 2 exons. The record is from RefSeq and is a predicted model, not a curated record.
AUGCUCGGCCACUGCUACGUCGCGCUGCUGGGCUGCGGCCUCGUCCUGCUGGUCCCACACACACUUACAUCUUCCCCCGUCUCUACCCUGCUGUCAAUUUCGGGCACCGUCCUGCUCGUCGCUGGUCUGCUCUGGGGAGGCUACCCGUACAGCUGGGGCCAGGUCCACAUGCUGGCACCCCUGCUGCUCAGUCUUGGGCUUCUGGCCGUUUUUGUUGCUUGGGAGGCCUGGGACAUCGCACCCAUAGCCCCCACGACCUCAUCGCCACCGCUACCGUCCUCACCCUCGCCGGCGUGA